Messenger RNA from Sceloporus undulatus (fence lizard), 2095 nucleotides. RefSeq names its product cytochrome P450 2G1-like. Gene Ontology annotation, cellular component: intracellular membrane-bounded organelle; cytoplasm. Gene Ontology annotation, biological process: xenobiotic metabolic process. NCBI's taxonomy places the organism in Eukaryota, Metazoa, Chordata, Lepidosauria, Squamata, Phrynosomatidae. The transcript has 9 exons. Gene Ontology annotation, molecular function: iron ion binding; heme binding; oxidoreductase activity, acting on paired donors, with incorporation or reduction of molecular oxygen, reduced flavin or flavoprotein as one donor, and incorporation of one atom of oxygen. The record is from RefSeq and is a predicted model, not a curated record. The coding region runs from base 92 to 1576 and encodes 494 amino acids.
AAUCCAGCCCAAAUUAAAUACAUGUAGCACCAGCAAGAUAAGACAGGGUCCAAACUCUGCUUACGGAGAAGAACAGGUGGCAACCUUCAUCAUGGAGUUAGCUGGUGCAGUCACCUUCUUCCUUGUCAUCUAUGUCUUUUGCCUUGCCAUCAUAACUGCAAAGAGGAAACUCUCACAGAAGGGAAGGCUUCCUCCAGGUCCCAUUCCUCUUCCUCUGAUUGGAAAUUUCCUGCAGAUCAAGUCAUCGGAAACCUUAAAAUCUCUUGUGAAGCUGAGUGAAAAAUAUGGCCCUGUGUUCACCGUCUAUUUUGGAAUGCGACCGGCUGUGAUCUUGUGUGGACAUGAUGCUGUCAAGGAGGCCCUGAUAGACAAGGCUGAAGAAUUCAGUGGAAGGAAAACUAAUCCUACCCUGGAAAGGACAUUCCAUGGAUAUGGGGAAGCAUUUUCCAAUGGAGACCGCUGGAAGCAACUGCGUCGGUUCUCCCUCACCAUCCUGAGGAAUUUUGGAAUGGGAAAAAGAACCAUAGAAGAGCGAAUCAAAGAGGAAGCCCAGUUCCUGCUGGAAGAAUUUAGGAAGACUAAGGAGAAGCCGUUUGAUCCCACCUACUUCCUCAGCCGCGCUGUCUCCAAUGUUAUUUGUUCCAUCGUUUUUGGGGACCGUUUUGACUAUGCAGACAAGGAUUUCCAGGCCCUCAUGGAGAUGAUGAACAACAGCUUCCGGGAAAUGAGCACCGCCUGGGCCCAGUUCUAUGACAUCUAUGACAGCUACCUGAAGUACUUCCCAGGACCUCACACCAAGAUUGAUGACAUCCUAGAAGACAUGAGGCUCUUCAUUGCCAAGAGAGUGAAGAAGAACCAAGAGACUCUUGACUCCAAUGUCCCACGGGACUUUAUAGACUGUUUUCUCAUCCAGAUGGAAAAGGAAAAAGACAACCCCUCGAGUGAAUUUAACAUCAAAAACUUGGAGCUCACCACACUUAACCUGUUCUUUGCUGGGACCGAGACAGUCAGCUCCACCCUGAGAUAUGGCUUUCUGUUUCUCAUGAAAUAUCCUGAAGUGCAAGCCAAAAUGCAUGAGGAAAUUGACAGAGUGAUUGGACGGAACCGUGCCCCAAACAUUGAAGACCGGAGCCAGAUGCCGUAUAUGGAUGCCGUCAUCCACGAAGUGCAGAGAAUCAGCGACCUUAUCCCCAUGAAUCUGGGCCACAUGGUUACCCGUGACACUGAAUUCAGAGGCUACGUUCUCCCUAAGGGAACAGAGGUCUACCCGCUGCUUAGCACUGUUCUGCAUGACCCCACAAAGUUUAAAACACCCAAUGUUUUCAACCCGGAGAACUUCCUAGAUGAGAAUGGACACUUUAAGAAGAACGAUGCCUUUGUGCCAUUCUCCUCAGGGAAGCGGAUCUGUCUGGGUGAAACCUUGGCCCGGAUGGAGCUUUUCCUCUUCUUCACUACCAUCCUGCAGAGCUUCCGGUUGAAACCCUGCAUACCCCCGGAGAACAUUGACACAACUCCGCAGGAGAGUGGCUUUGCCAACAUCCCACCCUUCUACCAACUCUCCAUCAUCCCACGCUGAGUCAAAGAGGGAGAGAGAGAGAGAAAGACCAAACCCAGAAGGCUCUUUUCUCUCUGGCCAUGCGGCUCUUGCAUAGGCUUGAUUCCCAAGCUGCAUAGGAUGUAAGCUGUCCUCUCAUUUUCUCUAUUGGGUCUAGCAAAGAUUUUUUCCCUUCUUGAUAUGGCUUCUGCCAUUUCAUGCGAGAUUAGGCUUGUUGGGCUAGGAUGCAUUUGGAUGCCCAGAUAGGAAGCAGGGAGAGUUGUCAACUUUUUUUUAUUAUCCUAUUUCUAAUCCAUUGCCAUAUUUCCUAUGCCCUCUUUCACCCGAAGACUUUAAUGCCACUUGGAUUUUAGAUAUGUAUUUCCAACUAUAUCAUAGGUAGAGAUCAUGCAGGGGUCCAAAUUUUGUUUGGCACCAUCUCCCUGAAGUUCCAGCCAGCAGAGCCUGUGCAGUGCAACAAUAAUAUAUCUAUCUCUGCAUCAUUUAUAUAAAGAUGUGAUUGAGGUUGCCUUGGAUUUAUAAACUUUUUAAAAUAACAUA